This is a messenger RNA of Drosophila navojoa, 2759 nucleotides long. It is a transcript of the gene nxf2, whose product is annotated as nuclear RNA export factor 2. The record is from RefSeq and is a predicted model, not a curated record. Gene Ontology annotation, biological process: poly(A)+ mRNA export from nucleus. Gene Ontology annotation, molecular function: RNA binding; protein binding. Gene Ontology annotation, cellular component: nucleus. NCBI's taxonomy places the organism in Eukaryota, Metazoa, Arthropoda, Insecta, Diptera, Drosophilidae.
AUGGACGAAACACGAUGGACGCCACGACUGGUAAACUGUGGCAUCGAGUACCAGCCCAUUGCGGUGCAGUAUAGAAAUGCGCGCAGGUUUUUCAAUUGCCGACAGUACGACAGUGGACCCGGCUUGAACUGGGUCGAAAUUGUCGUCCAUCACGAGGGGACACUCAAUUUUACAGCUAAUCCCAAGGACCUGAUAUUGAAUGCUAUCUAUGAGGCGGUGGAGAAUGAAUCUUUCUAUCCCGUUAACUAUCAAAGUGGUCAAGUGGCUGACACCUUUCUUGUACGCGCCUGUAAGCCGGCAUUGGAUCAGUUAUUCAAGCGCAGCUUAACUCUUCGCCUCAUUAAUGGCGCCAUGAUCCCCAUGGCCGUGUGGUUCAAUGUGGCUAGUCAUCAGAGGGAUCACAUUUCCCCUCCACUGAUCAUAUCCCAGGUAACCGAUCGUCUCUUAAAUCGCCUGGAGAACCAUCGUGGCGUGGAGAACGUUUUGAACCUGAGCAAGUUUAGCAGUCAUCCAGCGUUCAAAUAUAUUGAGGUCAAAUUGAAAAAUUCAUUCACCUUCCAUCUGGUCUGCUCGACCAUACACAACAAUGACGAUCGUCGUCGUACCAUAAAGGGAUUCAAUUUAUCCCAAAAUGAACUCACUGAUCUUUCACCCAUGCGACUCUUUGGCGAUUUUGACUAUGAAUUGUUGGAUAUAACGGGAAAUUCGAUCCAAUCCUCUAAGCGCCUUUGCAGCGAUCUAGAGCGUGUGAGAGCAAAGCACCUCUAUUUGGCAAAUAAUCCUUUAACCAAAUCCAAUAAGUUUCCCGAUUGCCUAAGCCCUCUGAUUAACAAUUUUAAGUUUGUGGAUGGGGUACCAUUUGAUAAGCUCCACAAGCUAUAUUCGCCGCUCAACUAUGAGAUUGACAUGGAGUGCGACGGGGUGCGCAUCGACUGGACCAACAAGUCAACGCUAUUAAAGUUCAAGGAUAGCAAGUAUUGGCAUGCCUUUCUGAUUCCCGAUGCUGAUCACAAGUUCAACAAAGAGGACCUGUUUAAUUUUUUCUUUGUAAUGGUUUCGCCUGAAUUGAGUGAAUUUUAUCCAUGUUACUACAAGUUUGAAUAUAACCAACAUCGAUUUCUGGUGCGGGAGUGCUUCGAUCAAAUUGAGCACUUGGUCAACAAUUGCAAUCUUGAAAUGAAAAUUCCUCAGAUCACGUCAGAUGAGCAGGAGCUCACAUAUCAGAACUCCGUACCCUAUUAUCUGCGCAUGAAUGUGACCGCCAUGAAGCAAGGACAUUUGCAGCCGAAGAAAUGCAUUGAGCAGGCUUUGCAGCAGCGCUUCGCUGCUACCAAUCGUGUGCUGAAUCUGGAGGACUUUCAAAGCUCAGAACAAUUGGAGAAUGUCAUCGUUAGCUUAAGCUCGCCGCGCAUCCUUAGCACCGUCCUGCGAAUGGCAUCGCGCAAAUUCCUAGGCAACUGCAUUGAAUUGCGUUUGGGCAACAAUAAGAUUUUGGGCCUCAAUUUGCGCACCUUAUCGUUGCUGAAUGGCCUGCUGGCUUUGGAUCUUUCUAUGAAUUGGAUCUAUGAUCUGUCGAUGCUAACUGCGUUGAACGAGAUUCCAUUGAGGUCCUUGCGAUUGCACGGCAAUCCUUUGUGCAAGAAAUACGUUUUGCCAAGUGAGUACAUUCGGGAUGUGAAGAAGGUAUGUCCGGGUCUCUUGCGACUGGAUGAUGUGGACUUGAGCACAAAGCCGGGCUUGACACCCCAGAAGGAUUUCCUCUGCGACACAGCUGGCUAUGAGCUGGUGGGCGAAGAUUUUUUAUGUCCCUAUAUGCAGGACUUUGAGCUAUUGGAUACGCGCUUUGAUCUACGCCGCUUCUACUCUGAAGAGUCGAUUUUCACGCUGACUUGCAGCUAUGACAUCCGCCGUGCCCAUCCCACAAAGCCGACGAACGAGCUGUGCAAGCGCAUCAACAAAUACAAUUACUUCAGCAGGAAUCUGCUCAAGAAUUCGAUGGACACGUGCCGCGUGCAUUUGGGCGAACAUGAUAUAAUGCAGACUCUGAUGCAGCUGCCAGAGGUAAAGCAUGACUACAUCUCGAUGCAAACGGAUGUGAUGCACCACGAUGAACAAGGCGCCAUGGUCUAUGUGACUGGCGUACUGCUCGAUGGGCCGGACUUGUUGCUCGCCUUCAGCAGGCAGUUCGUGCUCAGAGUGAAGGAGACUGAGUGUGGCAUCGGCGGAGGAGGUCAGGUCAUGAUUAUUGCCAACGAGCGUCUCAACAUUAUGAAUCCGACGCCAAAGCAGGAGCGAGAUGCCUUCAAGGUUGUCAAGCCCCGCGAGUUGGAGCCAGAGCCUGAUGACUCUUUGGAGGUCAAGGAGCACAAGCUGCAUAUCCUUCAGGAAAUAACUGGACUGCGCCCCAAGUGGUGCACCCGUAUCCUGCAAGAGGAGGCCGAUUGGGACAUGCGAUCGGCGCUCAAACAGUUCGUUAAAUUGGACGAGCAAAAUAAGUUGCCAGACGAAGCAUUUACUUAAGGAGCUGGGAAUUUUAAUUGAAUAACGGAUUCCUUAUCUGCAUUUAUGACGCAGGCGCAGCUCAAGUGCGUCGAAUCAAAUUUCAGAGAAAUUUGACGAUAUCAGCAACUGCGCUCGCAAAAACACUCAAAAAACUUUUAGACUCAAGAGCCAACAAAUCAAAUAACUGUUACCAAAAUUAAUCUCUGUGAUUAGCAGAAAUACCAAAAAGUUCUACUAAUACCUGUACUUAUUAAUUA